Messenger RNA from Habropoda laboriosa, 796 nucleotides. RefSeq names its product venom allergen 3-like. The record is from RefSeq and is a predicted model, not a curated record. The coding region runs from base 43 to 714 and encodes 223 amino acids. The transcript is spliced from 5 exons. Gene Ontology annotation, cellular component: extracellular region. NCBI's taxonomy places the organism in Eukaryota, Metazoa, Arthropoda, Insecta, Hymenoptera, Apidae.
UACGGUUGCAGGUUGUGUUUGCAAAAAAACAAAACCGCGAUCAUGAAGAGACUUCUGUGUUUUACCAUUGUUGCUGCAUUUUCAGUGGCUUGCAAUGCAAUCGACUGCAACAAUAAUAGAUGCACCGGCUCAGGUGCUGUGCACACUUUGUGCAAAUACAAGGAUCCAAAUCCAUCACGGAAUUGCGGUAAAGUAAUGGCGGUUGCAUUCUCAGACGCUGAGAAGAACGAAAUGGUUAAGGCACACAAUGAUUUCCGGAGACGCGUGGCUAGUGGUUUAGAGGGAAGGGGAAGCCCAGGACCUCAACCUCCUGCGAAAAACAUGCAAACUAUCACAUGGGACAAUAAUCUAGCUUACGUCGCACAGAGAUGGGUCAAUCAGUGUACUUUCGGUCACGAUGCUUGCAGAAACGAUGAUCGAUUCUACACCGGUCAAAACGCCGCCAUGACGAUGACCACAGGAACAGUGAACACGACACCAACAGACAUAACCAAAAUGUGGUAUGACGAAGUGGCACAGAUGGACAGAAACCAGGUUUCAAGAUUCACAAAUGGCAACAACGUUGGACACUACACGCAAUUAGUAUGGGCUAACACGAAUAAGAUUGGUUGCGGUAAAAUCGUGUAUCAAAACGAUCAAUGGAAAAGAUACUACGUGGCGUGCAAUUAUGGUCCCGGUGGUAACAUCAUAGGCGCGCCGAUCUACCAGGUGUAAUUGUUCAGACUCUUGCUCUCUGGCCACAGAAGAAGCUUUAGUUGUACGAUUAACUUUGUAACUAUUGAAGAAGAAUAAAAAA